CAAGCCAUCCGGAGAUUUCCGGAUGUGCUGUACAGUUCUAAUUUAAGGUUCCGGUCUCACUGGAAUUAACUAUUGUCCUUUGUUUCUCCUAGCUGCCAUUGCCACUAGCUGUGCGCCUUCCACAAAUAUAGCAUUCAAGACAUUUAUAACAUGCGCAAACGUUGGAAUUUCAACCAGACGAGAAUCUCGUCCUCUUACGCGCCUGCACAGUUUUAAUAAUGUUCGUGACGCUCUUCAUCCUUUAUCACGCGCUCGCCUACUCCCUUGGACAUCUAUUCACUUUUAUCUCUCCUGUGUGGUCAAUUCUCGGGCUCGGGUUGAGGUGUGCCAUCGAUGCUACAACGUACCAUCCAGCGUUGGGGCGAAACAUCGUCGUCGAUAUCGUGAUGUCUAUCUGCACACUGCUUGUCUGGUCAACCUUCGUGGGAUCUAUGUUGCCGCGGAAAGAAGUCCCUGCAAAACGCGCACCACCACCUCAUGUUUUAUUGAAUCAAGCAAAUGAGAGCAUGGAGAUCGCACUAAAAGCCGUGCAAAAGGCGAGGGAUGACUUCAAAGAGAUGGAAGACACCUCUGCCACCGCAAUGGAGGCGUUGUGGCGCUUGAGGAAGGCUGGGCAGGACAUGCGCGAAAUCCAUCAGGCGCUUGUGGAGAUGUCGGACAUAUUCGAACGAGAAGCAGAACGACAGCUGUCUCGCACCUUCCCCAUCAAUUCGGGUGGAGCGAGAUAAAUUUAUAUGAUUUGCAAAGCUUAGAGUUUUGAAUGGAGAGUUAUUUGCACGUGUAUUUCUAGUAUUGGCACAAACGCGUGUAUGUAUUUUUUUGUAACACAAUCCCUACACACGCUUGACAUUGCAAUGGAUCUCAAACUGUACAUG
Messenger RNA from Suillus clintonianus, 875 nucleotides. RefSeq lists its product as uncharacterized. The record is from RefSeq and is a predicted model, not a curated record. The transcript is spliced from 3 exons. NCBI's taxonomy places the organism in Eukaryota, Fungi, Basidiomycota, Agaricomycetes, Boletales, Suillaceae. Bases 219 to 728 code for a protein of 169 amino acids.